Molecule: messenger RNA, 642 nt
Organism: Drechmeria coniospora
Lineage: Eukaryota; Fungi; Ascomycota; Sordariomycetes; Hypocreales; Ophiocordycipitaceae
Exons: 2
Coding region: 1-642 (213 amino acids)
Source: RefSeq, a predicted model, not a curated record
AUGGCUAAUUACUCGCUCGCCUACGCAGUGUCCGUAUCUGCCGGGGCUCGUUCGACGGCAGACUCGACAUGGGACAAGCCGGGCAGGGCACUCGGUGCGGCCAGCCCGAUUUCCACGACAGGCAAGGAUGCGCCGGCGAGACGAAGGAACGGCGACGGGGGCAGCACGCAAUACAUCAAGACUGACGGUUCCAGCGUGCCGGGACCCGUCCGCAUGGGUGGUCGACGAGUCGAGAAGGGAUCUCGAUCAUCCCAUUCUCUGCUGAUGGCUGCCGAGGGGUCCCGAAAGCUCCUGACGGCUCGUCGCGAGGCUCGGCGAGACGAGGCGAGGCUCGGCGAGGCGACUGUUGGGGGGGCGUGGAGGAGGGGACGUCGACGUCACGCCGGCCUCGACGGGCUGCCCACCGACUCUCGCUCGCCACCAAGGGCGGCCGCUAGCGAGGCCCGGCGGGCGUGGCAGGCUUGGUCCUCUCUCGUACCGUCUCGUGCCGACCUACACCUUCGUGCUGCAGGUGUGGCGACGGGCACAAAGCAUGGCGGCGGCAAGCCAGCGUGGGUGGCGAGACCGGCGGAUGAGAUGGUGAAGGAGGUGCACAGCGUGUCGGGCGUGACCAGCCAGCCAGUGGUCGGAGGGACGAAAUAG